AUGUCGUCCAACAACAACGCCCACCAGCAACAACCCAACCAACCCGGCCUCAUCGGCGGACACGCCGAGUACAUCAAAGGCGUAGCCGAAAGCACCGUAGGCAGUGUCACAGGCUCCCACGCCUGGACGACGUCGGGCGAGCAGGACAAGGCCCACGCACAGGCGUCGUUGCGCGCCGCGACCGAGAACCGCGACCCCGCCGCCAGCGGGUACGGCAAGGCCGAGGAGGUCGCCGGCAGGCUGACGGGGUGCGAGGGCAUGAAGAAGGAGGGGGCGGCGAGCAGGAAUAAGCGGUCGUCGUAG
This is a messenger RNA of Phialemonium atrogriseum, 303 nucleotides long. RefSeq lists its product as uncharacterized. Lineage: Eukaryota; Fungi; Ascomycota; Sordariomycetes; Cephalothecales; Cephalothecaceae. Bases 1 to 303 code for a protein of 100 amino acids. The transcript is spliced from 2 exons. The record is from RefSeq and is a predicted model, not a curated record.